GCUCUCUUCUUUCCUACCCUCCUCUCCCUCCUUUUCGCUCCCUCCUCUGGAUUUUUUGGCUGGCUGAGGCAGGGAGCAGCUCCAGAAAGAGAUCCCGUCCCCCCGACACCAGCGCCAGACUUGAGGAGUCUCCCUAAUGCUCCCUUUGAGAUGACGACGGGGGAUGAGCGAUUCCUGGCUGAGGCCAGGCACCUGGAUCUGUCUCCACUGGACUCUUGUCACCACAAGGUUAUUGCCCAGAUCCACUCCUCCUGUACGGACCUGACGGAAGAGGAACUGGCCAAGCUGGGGGUGUCCCUGUUUAACUGCCAAGCGAGCGUGGAAGGGCGCAGGACCUAUCCCUGCACUGCAGACAUGCCCCUCGCGGAAUGCACCGCCGACAUGGACCCCGACACCUGGAACGCCUACCACAUCGUCAGCAACCGGGCCCGCGCCGUCUGCUACUCCACCCGCCAGAUGCAGUUCAAGCGCCGGACGGAGCACACGGUCAACACCCUGGUCUCCGCCGCCGUGAGUCAGCUGGAGGCCAUGAGGCUUCUGAAG
This is a messenger RNA of Terrapene triunguis (Three-toed box turtle), 543 nucleotides long. RefSeq names its product protein brambleberry-like. The annotation marks the transcript as partial. NCBI's taxonomy places the organism in Eukaryota, Metazoa, Chordata, Testudines, Emydidae. The record is from RefSeq and is a predicted model, not a curated record. The transcript has 3 exons.